AUGUCGGCACCCUCCACUUCAAAGCGCAGUGUCGCCCAGGCUUUGGACUUUUUGGCAGAGCAGAGGAGGUAAGCCCGCCAGCUGAAUGUGUCGUGCCGAGAGGAAAUCAUAGAGCUCAAAGCAUACCCGAUUCACUUGACUACUGAUCAGACGACCCGAUCGGCGAAGUCAAGAGGUGGUUGCUUGUGGAGAGUUGAUCCUGCUGGGAGGGCACUUGAACGCGCUUGGCCAGGAUGAAUUGUGGUCGCUGCUGGAGCAAAUUGCCAUCGCCGCGCUAGACGUUGGCAACUGGGAAGUGGCAGAGGUGAGCAGAUGCGACGGGAUGCUCUGGCAGAUCCGCGGAUCAGCCGCUCAUCGACGUGCCUGUCCAAGUACGAACGGCUGAUCGUCGCGGCUGACGUCUCUAUACGUUCUUCCUAAUCAAGCUCUGCGUCUCACGGCUCAAUACGAGGUUUCCCGAAUCGAGUCGGGUGGCCAGCUUGCAAGGAAUGCUGCUCGAAGCGCGAGGCGAAGCAUCAAAAGCGCUGGACUUCUAUCAGUCGCAGCUUGCAAAAGACCCCACGGACGUGGUGAGUGAAUGUAGCUCUCAUGGCUGUCCUCUCCACCUCCGACCCACCAAUCUCGCAUUUGACCUAUCUAGACGAUGGCAAAGCGGCGCAUCGCUGUCAUGAAGGCUAUCGACCCUAACAUGGAUCCACGUGGAGGUGUACCAAAUGCUAUACUUGCCCUGCGUGCCUUCCUCGAUCACUACUACGCAGAUGCUGAGGGGUGGCAGGAGCUGGCAGGUUUGUACGCGAAUAUUGCGCUGUGAGUGUCUUCAUGUUGGCGUAAUUGAGCCUGCUGAUUCCGUUGCUGACCUCAGCUCUAUCGACUCCAAGGUAUCCGCAAGCGAUCUUUGCUCUAGAGGAACUGCAACUGCUGCAACCGCAAAACAUCUUUGUCGUGCUUCAAUUAGCCGAGACUCAAUACACUAACCAGGAGCUCGAAAAGGCGUACACGAGCUUCUUGAGAGUGGUAGACAUGUGUGAUCGCGUCGAUCCAGGCACCCGAAACACGGGGCCCUGGUUAAGGUCUCUGUGGGGAUUGAAAGCCGUGAGUUGUUCGAGUCGCGGAUGCCGUACAAGAACGCAGUGAGGCUGAUGUCUGAUGUGCGGUGUCACAGACGACAAGCAAACUACUCCAACGAGGUGAUGGUGCUAGCGUAAUUCGCUCGGGCACCAAAGAGGAUCAGGCAGCAUUCAGCCUGUCCAAGGUCAAAGAAGUAGAUGCGCUCAUCACCGAUCUGAUCCUCAAUCGAGCGUACAUAUCAAGCUCCAAAGACGGCCUAGCAGGACCGCGGCUUACCAGAGAAGCAGCGAGAGCGCUGCUCGCCGCAGCUUCGUAG
Molecule: messenger RNA, 1384 nt
Organism: Ceraceosorus bombacis
Lineage: Eukaryota; Fungi; Basidiomycota; Exobasidiomycetes; Ceraceosorales; Ceraceosoraceae
Source: the annotation of a GenBank genome assembly